Molecule: messenger RNA, 3929 nt
Organism: Gopherus evgoodei (Goodes thornscrub tortoise)
Lineage: Eukaryota; Metazoa; Chordata; Testudines; Testudinidae
Gene: OCIAD1
Product: OCIA domain containing 1
Exons: 8
Coding region: 198-971 (257 amino acids)
Cellular component (GO): endosome
Source: RefSeq, a predicted model, not a curated record
GCUGCUCCUCCCUUGUCCAUAGCUGUAUCCGGGUCAUUCCGGUGACAUCCCCCUUGUCCCGUUCCCGCGGGGUCAUUGUGUCGCUGCGGGUUUCCGGUGCCCCUCCCCCUCCCAGGGAGGUUUGUGUGGCGGUGCGGUUGGCAUCGCCGUUGAGCCGUUUUUUCAUUUAUUCUAGUCCCCUCCCCGUGCUUGCCCGCAUGGAUCCUCUCGGGCAGGAAAGGCGGGGCCCCCGAGGCGGGGAGCACGGCGGCCCGGGUCAGAAUCCUGUAGGUAUGGCUUAUGUACCAACAGAGGAUGAAAGAAGAAUUUUCAGGGAAUGCAGCGAAGAGAGCUUCUGGUAUAGAUCUGUGCCUAUUUCUGCAAUAAGCAUGACUGUCACUCAGGGCUUAAUUAAGAAAGGAAUUCUCACCACUCAUUCAAGGUUUGGCUCUCUUCCCAAAGUUGCAUUUGCGGGUAUAUGUGGAUAUAUUGCUGGAAAGAUUUCUUACCUGUCGGCCUGCCAGGAGAAAUUUAAGAGACUGGAGAAUUCCCCAAUAGGAGAAAGUAUACGACAAGGGCGCAGACCUCUUCCACAUGAAUAUGCUGCUCAAAAAUCAGAGUUUGCAAAUUUGCCUUCUCAGUCUCCUUUUGGAUCUUCUCCAACAGCUGAAGCCUCACUUUCUUCCAGCUAUUCAGAUGAAUAUGGUUCAGCAGAUCAAUCUGUCUCUAAUUAUGCACCAAUUCCAUUCAGUUCUUCUCUGAAUGAAUCCUGUCCUACUGGAAUUACUGAACAUAAUGCCCCAGAACCUGUUCCAUUACUAGAAGAAAGUCCUAAAAGAAAAAAUGUCUCAUAUGAGGAGUUAAGGAAUAGAAACAGAGAGACAUAUGAAGUAGCAUUAACGCAAAAGGCAGAAACUCCAGUCAAAUCUUCACAGGAGAGACCAUUUAAAAAAGAAGGUAAUUUGAUGCUGAAUUGCUGCAGUACGUGGUGAACAUGGAUGCCAAAGUAGUGUUGAAAAGGUUAAAGUAAACAAGUAUGGAGAUGCUUGGGAAGAGUGAGAACUGAAUCUCUGCAUGUACUGAAGGAAGUUAUCGUCAAUCAGCUUACUUCAGCUCCACCUGUUGCUCAUGAAUAUCUGCACACUUUGGUGUAUUCUGCCAAACCGAAAUAUGUUAUAAUAAAGGAGACUAGAUUUUAUUUUUGACUUUCCGGAAGAGUGAAAAAUUAUAGAUUAUAGGCUUAACAUUGUAUAGCUUUGCACCAUUGGGGAACUAGACUAUUGAUGAGAACAGUGAUUUUAAACAGUUUGAUAUUGUUUAGAAAUAAUGAAAAAGGGAUAGUUCGCACUAAUUUUAUACAUUUGUAAUGAGAGAUGAGACACUGGCAUAUGUAAACAGACUAAGUCGGAGGUACUGGUGUUGAGAGGGAAAAAAACUAGUCCUUUCAGAUUAUUCAAGACUCCCAUUAAAAGUCACUCAGUAAAACAUACCCUCUUAUUUUGUUUGUUCUGAAAGUAAUGAGAUGUAAAAUCCCAGUGCUAUUUACCCCCAUCUAAUUAGUAAGGUAUUAAAAUAGAUUUUAAUUUCUCCCAUAUUUUUGGGGACUUCAAAGUCAGAUCUUAUUAACCUGCAAUAAAUCUUUAGGACUAAACAGUAAAAAUGGACGGUGAUGAGGAACUAGCUAGGUACCAGAGUAUAUGUACACUUUUCACGCUCUUUAAAAACGUUUCAGAAUAACGUGCACAUUUUAGUGAGUUAUCCUGACUCAUCUACCCCUGAGUGAUUGUCCUGACAAGACCCAAGUUUACCAGAAGCACAGAAAAUGAUUAAAUGAAAGAAAAAGGAAACAUUAAAAAAGCAUCUCUAUUUAGGCAUAGUGGGUAAGUGUAUUAGUUCCUUACAUUUUGGUGACUUGGGUCCAAAUUCUGGCCUGGAUUGAAAAAUAAUUUUGUGGUUUUAUCCUUAUUCCCAUGUUUGCACGUCACAAAACCACCACACAGUUUGUCGCUACUUUGUCUCUUGAGAAGAGAUCCCCUUGAGUAGAAUAUAGCAUUAGUAUUUCUGUUCAGACUGAGAUACAUUGGCAGAGCUGUGCUGACACAUUUUCCUAGUAUCUGCUUACCUCCCACAUAUCUGGAUCAAAACAGUGCCACCAGUCUCUUUCAUGAGCACUAGAAUCUCAUCUUCAAGCUGUGACCUUCAGCUGCUCUACUUAUAUUCUUAGCCUGUCAGCACUGUCUCUUUCUGGUUUGGUUAAAGGUGUGCUGAAACUGAUCAAUAUCAACCCUAACUUAAUGAGAGAAGAGAAGGAAUUAUAUUACCAGACAAGAAAAAUGCUCUUGAGGACCUCAUUGAUUCAAUGGACCAACAAAAGAGCAACAUGACAGAAAGAUUCACCAGAGUGGUACAGAGUAAGCUGAAAUGAGGAUGACAAAUAAAUGUAGAGAAGAUGAGUUCUUAAAGAACCAAACAAUGUUUAAGAACAUCUGAAUAACAGGUCUGUUUGCAGAGAAAGGAAAUGCCAAACGACUUCUGACCGUAAGUGGAUUACUAGCAUCAGGUUAUCUUGAGGCUAACUGUAAAAAAGACCCCAAUUUACCUUGAUGGGAGAAGGCUUUCAGGUCUGAAAUGAGAGGUCCAUGAAAGUACUAGAAGUCAGCAGGAUUUGUACUGUUGUUGAAUGAUGGGGACAGUGCAGAAUACUGAAAGUGGUCAGAAAAGUACUAUUAUCAUGAGAGAAAUUCAUAUAACGUUUUCUUGAUUUCUCCUUGUUAUACCCACCAUACAAAAAAGGAGACAAUAACUUACUAAGCUGCAAACUAGUAACAGGAAGUUGUAACACUUAUCUUUGCGUAACUGAUCUUUAAAGAGAGAAGGUACAUUUUUCUGGCACUAUGUUGAAGCAGACAAUCUCUAAGUGAAGGAAGGACCCAAGGAAAAGCAUCGAGGAAUAAGUUUGAGGAAAAAUACCGAUAUUUUUCACUCCCUCCCAAUCCGUAAAGGAGGUAGUAUUUUGGACAAUCAUCUUGCCAAUACAAAUGUCUUGCUUUAUUGUUUUUGUGAAAUGUGGACUACAUUAGACUCUUUUGGAACAUGUUUGUAAGAGUCCGGUGACUCUCUCUUUGUCUUUGCCUCAGAAAUCUGAAUUAAUAUUUGCUUGUACUGAAGGUUCUUACAAUUUCUGUGUGUGUGUGUUUUAUGUAGAUGAAUGUUUUCUACCCUUAGGGCUUGUCUGCAUGGGAAAUUAUACUGGUUAUACCAGCAAACUCCCCAUAGGGAUGCUUAGAUUCAAGAAUGAGUGUGAUUUUUCCAGUUUAAUUUGUCACUUUGGAAGCAGUUUAAGCUAAACCUGAAGAAGGCGUUCUUAUUCCAGAAUAUGAGGGUUUACACAGGGAGUUAUACUGGUAUAACUGUACCAUUGAAUUUCCCUGUGUAGACAAAAGUCCUUCAUAAUGAGUUAGAACAAUGAAAACAUGGGGCUGCAGUCUGAUCCUUCUUCCUUUCAUCACUUCUCUCCAGAAAUCAGUGGACAGAUGUUGCACUGCAUGUGAGAAUCCAUUUGGACUAUCAUUAGAAAUAUUUUAAUCUGCCUCACUAUUUAUUUGUAAUUGUGUGCUUAUCUUAGGUAGUGUGAUGAUUGUGGACCAUCUGGUGCAGAACAGCAGUUGAUGGGAGAUUAUUUUACCCUUUUUCCCUUUAAAUAUUGAAAAAGGAAAAGUCAUCUACUCCAUUAAUAUUAUACCUUAAUCUUGCAUACUAAAGUGAGUGCUUUCUAAAUGCUGUAAGCAGUUUGUGUACUGAUCUGAAGCCAAAGGUUUUGAAAAUGAGUGACAUCUCACCCCAAAAUAAUUUUAUGUAUGCAAAAAUCAUUUUAUAUAACACUGUUAGAAGAAUUUUCAUUUUCUGUAGCUAUGAAAAUAAAGGGUAUAUCUCGUAUGUGGGAAACACUA